Spizellomyces punctatus DAOM BR117 is the source of this 1752-nucleotide messenger RNA. RefSeq names its product small GTP-binding protein domain. Gene Ontology annotation, molecular function: GTP binding; GTPase activity. The transcript is spliced from 4 exons. The record is from RefSeq and is a predicted model, not a curated record. The coding region runs from base 16 to 1593 and encodes 525 amino acids. Lineage: Eukaryota; Fungi; Chytridiomycota; Chytridiomycetes; Spizellomycetales; Spizellomycetaceae. Gene Ontology annotation, biological process: small GTPase-mediated signal transduction.
GGCGUAGGAAGAACGAUGACUCCUGCCUCGCCCCUUCCAAGUAUGCCCAGAAAAAUAGCGCUUGUAGGAAAUGAAGGUGUAGGGAAGUCAGCGCUUGUCCAGGUGUUUCUGCACAAUGAUUUUCCACUAAGCUACAGACCGACGUUCGAAGAUACUUACUCGUGGCAUAGUCCCGAAUUUGGCAGUGUUUUAAUAUGUGACACUGCUGGAGCCCCAGCUUUCGAUCGGCUCCGACCCUUCUCAUAUGAGGGCGUCCAGGGAUUUCUUGUUUGCUUUGCUGUCGAUGAAAGGAGGAGUUUUAGGGAUAUAGAGGAGAAAUGGCUUCCCGAGAUCAAAUAUUUCACACCCUCUUGCACGUUUGCUCUCGUUGCUACGAAGGUCGAUUUGAGACAUGAUCGAGCGGCCAAUGCCAGACUGAAAAUCAAUGGGGAGAUUAUGGUAACAACAGAAGAGGGUCAGAAGAUGGCUGAGAACGUCGGCGCAACGCAUUACCUGGAAUGUAGUGCAAAAACUAAAGAAGCCAUAAUAGAUGUCUUUAAAGCAGGGGUGGAAAGCCCAUCUCAUGUUAAAAAGGGAGAGGAGGAGAGCAAUGCCGAGGAUGAAAUUGUCACUCUUUCAUCCACUUCAGGAAAGGGUGAGGAGAUUGAGUCAGUCUCUUCCUCGCCUGGCACGCCAGUAUCGACACGUAAAACAGUAGUCUCUGCUAGACGCUCACUGUCAUCAACUGUUGAGCGGACGCUGGCGGUAGAGGUAAAGAAGGGGGUGCGACGAGUUGCUGUUGAAGCAAACGGGACAUCGCCAGCGUUAACUCGUUCAAAGUCGAGCCGAAGUGCACCUCGUAGCACGGUGGGGACGAAUGCGCAACGUGCAGAGCUGACAAAACAGCGAUCCAUGAUGACGCUGCCGACCGUGGCCGAGCACGCAGUUGUCGAAAAGAGUGUCAAAGCGGAGCAGAAGAAACAUGUAAUACCCACUCCAGCCACCUCACCAGGUUCAUUGAGAAAGAAAGCAUCCAAGUCAGAUUUGGCUGUAGUGAGUGAACCUGGCACGAAAUCUGCUGCGAGUACAACUAGCCGGACUUCAUUCACGACCAAGCGUAUCAAGGACCCAACUAUGUCGCCGGCCAGCCGCGUCGCCCAAAAUACUGAACCUGUCGCUCCUCGUACCGCAGACAAGCGGCGCAGCACGCCUGCCCCUCCUCCAAAGGCGUCGCCGUCAGUCUUGCGAAAGUCACCCAGCAUCAUUGGUAUCGGGGCUCUAGAAACCAAUCGAGUUGGUCAGCAGACCCAAGUCCCCACACGAAAUCACCCCGUAACUGAAUUAAAGAAGCGAACAAGCAUCUCAUCACUGUGGAAGCGAGAACCACAUCCAGACAAGCAAAUGAUAUCUGCGCGAUCAGUGGCAUCAACGAUCCAGCCAGCCUCAAAUAUGUUGACGCCCCCCGCUUCACCCGCCCCUGCCAAAAGGGAAAAAGAGCGGAAGAUCCCUGUUUGGGAGCGUCUCACUGCAGUAGCCAAGAAGAAAUCCAACGAAGCCCCGUCCAUCAAAGUCAAUGUAAAAAAGGAGACUAAAGGGUCCAGGAAAUGGAUUUAGUGAGUUGCUACAUAUUCGUGUGUAACAUAGUAUAUAUAGUAUAGAUAUUUGUGUGUUUUAUAGUAUUAUUUGGUUGUGUUAGUGCAUGUAUGCCUUACUGUAUAGAAAGCUUGCUAAUAUAGGAGCAGACGGAUGAUCUUUUGCAUGAAAACAUCAGAA